This is a messenger RNA of Amoebophrya sp. A120, 2177 nucleotides long. NCBI's taxonomy places the organism in Eukaryota, Dinophyceae, Syndiniales, Amoebophryaceae. The record is from the annotation of a GenBank genome assembly.
CUUUGAAGGAACUUAUCGAGCGAGAGUACAGCACCGGUCGCACAACUAGUGGUAAAACAUCGACCAAGAAACUCCUCGAUCCCGCACAGCUCUGUCCGUCCAACGGCAGCGCAAAAACCGACACAACGUACACCAGCACUGCGAUUGGAUAUCAGACAUCGGAUUGCAGUGCGUCAGCUAUUUCUACUCAUUCUGUUUCUGCAUCACAAGACCCAAGUGGCCGUCGCGAAAAAUUUUUGUCCGGUGCUAGUCUGUUCACCGACCAUUCUGGCGAUGACGACCGCCAGUUGAUGUUGGGUACUUCGUUCUGCUCCGAAGGGGGCGCGUCAGCGUCGGGAAGUGGUGGAAAUUUGUUUUCCUCGGAAGGGAGUCUCGUUGCCGCUGGUGGAACAACAGCUGUAGUAACUUCUCCCAUGCAGAACAGCAACACAAUCUCUGCAAACCAACAGGAGAUGCAACAGGAGCAGCAGCAGCUUUGUGAUAGCACCUCUAGUUGCGGACUACUUGAUAUCCAAUCUUCCUCCUGGGCGAGAACCAUCACGCCUGCUAGUACGGCUGCAAAGAGUUGUAGUUCCGCGGAGGAGCUACCGGAAUUUUCAGGCGGAACGAGUACUGACGAGGUUGUGAAACAGCAGGAGAAAGAACCAAAGGAGGUUGGGGACUAAAUGGAAAUCGAUCAUGUUGGGCAGAUCAUGCCAGACCCGGAACAACGCCAGCGCCCCCACCAUGGGGGCACUCGAAUGCUGCCGGGGAAGCUUGGCGCACCGGAAUUAUCCGAGAGGAAAUUCGCAGGAUUGGCCAGUCUGCUACUAAAAGACUUUCCUUUAUUCCCGGCGGCCCGAGGCGGUCGCAGUAGAAGCAAGGCGGUUGUUUGCCCUGCGGGUGGGAAUUCGGCAGAGAGACUGCUCCUGCAGCGACGCAGUGGUGGUGUUUCGCUUCAUCGUCGAGAACUACUACAACGAGAUGAGCGCGCUUUGCAGCUGCAAGAAACUGCUGCAUCUUCAUCAUCUGACUCCAACUACCUCACGAAACAACUACCCAGGAAACGUACGUCGGUCCCAAGCUGUUUCGCAUUUCUACACGGGAAAAUUCGGAAGAAGAACGACACAAGCUGCAAUUCUAAGCAAGGCGAAGGUCCUUCUUGUCCGCUUCCUCUCUUCUUGUCCUGCGAGAAACGUGGGAUGAAACAGCCGGUCAGUUGUGACCACGAAAAUCAGAAAUCUUCUCUUCUCGGCCUCUGUGCUGCAGACGGUGAGGACGCAAGAACUGCUGAUGGUGGCACCAAAGCUGACGAGUUGUGCGAGCAGAUGUUGAUGAAAUGCAAGGGUGUUCUUGUACAACAUCAAGCGCACCAUGGGGUGACGCAAGCGCAGUGCCGCUCGCUGCAGUCUGUCAUGCGAGAUCUGCUCCACCACGACGAUCAAGACCAACUUCAACAAGACCUGCAGAUUGCCAUGGAUCUCAUGACAGCGGUGCGCGACGUGCGAACCUGGUCUGCGGAAAGGCGGCGGGGUGGAGGUGCUGGGAGUGCAUGAGACAGACGGUCUUGGUGUCUACUGUCGUGUCUGCCUUCUACUUCUUCACGUGAUCAUCUUCCGCAAGACACAGCGCCGCUUCUACUGAUUCAAGCAACACAAGUCGCUUGUGGCACGGUACUACUUUGCCUGUAGUGUUCGGCCUUUUACUGUGUCUUCGUUUCAUCUAUCAAUCACUUUAUGAAUCAAUGUAUCAUGCGCUACAAAAACAGAAUUGCAUUGACUCAGGCCAGCCCUUUUCUUCGGGGGAGUACGAGUUGUAUGCAAAGCUUUUCUAGUCUGCCCAAAUAAAAAUUGAUGAAGUUUUGCCGACAAAUGUUUGCGCAGAAUACCUACCGUUGCAGCUACUCUUGCUUCGACUUUCGACAUCAAAAUGAACGUGUCAGUUCCGCGCUGCACGACUUAUGAUUUCAAUUUUUUGCAUCAAUGGUUUGUCAAUUGACAAUUUUGAAUAAAGAAAUCACUCAUCAUAUGAUCUGUUCACAAAUAAGUAUAGCAAGUUUUCGAACGAAAAUCAACAUCGCGGCGCAGUUUCAUUUCUAUUUCGUGUAUGAGUAUGAACCUUCACGACUAGAACAAGAAUACAGUAUGCAAUGUAGUUCUUUCUAGAAGUAAGAAAUGCAAAUCAAAUACAAGACCCGC